AUGUCUUCCCCUAGCGCAAUUCGCGAUGUCAACAUCACCUCCGCCUUUUGGACAUCGAUGCAGUCCCGUUCUCGCCUUCUCACAAUCCCAGCAAUCAUCCACGCCCAGAAAUCGCUGGGCCAUUGGUACUGCCUAACAUGGAAGGAAGGCCACAAGACCAAACCGCACGCCUUCUGGGACUCGGACAUCUACAAAGUCACCGAAGCCGCAUGCUACUUCCUUUUGAAGGAGCAUCCAGAAGGAAAAGAUGAUCUCAUCCUGCGCCAAGAAGUCGAGCACGCUGUUGACAUGAUUCGCGCUGCGCAGCAUGAAGACGGCUAUCUCAAUUCGUACUAUACAGUUAGAGGGGUGCAUAAGCGGUGGACGAAUGUGAGGGAUAUGCAUGAAUUGUACUGCCUGGGCCAUCUGAUAGAAGCCUGCGUCGCGUAUGAGACCUUGACAAAUAGCGGACGACUUUUGGAACCAGUCAUGAAAGCAUUGAAACAUGUUGAUUCGGUCUUUGGUCCUGAAGACGGCAAACUCCAUGGCUACCCCGGCCAUCCAGAGAUUGAACUGGGCUUGUUGAGACUCUACGAGCUCACCAAAGAACCCUUACCUCUGAAGCUAGCCAAGUAUUUUAUUUUGGAGCGCGGCCAGAGGGAUGCAAAUGGCGAGAUAUUCUAUGACCACGAAGCGAGAGCUCGAGGGGGUGAUCCGUACGAUGCGAUGGGCUCCGAAAUGCCCAAUCCUUACACACACCCCAGAGAUUAUGCGUACCAGCAGGCACAUGCACCCCUUGUUGAACAGGAUGAGAUCAAAGGCCAUUCCGUGCGCGCCAUGUAUUUUGUCACAGCCGCCACGGAAUACGUGCGCUUGACCGGUGAUAUCCAAGUCAAAGAAGCCCUAGACCGUCUAUGGCGGAACACAGUUGACAAAAAACUCUACAUCACCGGUGCGCUCGGCGCGAUGCGGCAAUCAGAAGGCUUUGGACCAGACUAUUUCCUCGGAGACACCGAAGAAAGCCACGGCUGUUACGCCGAGACAUGCGCUACUUUUGCCCUGAUCGUAUGGUGCUCCAAGCUAUUACGCCAGGAACUCAAGGGCGAGUACGGGGAUGUCAUGGAAAUUGCCCUGUACAAUGGCUUCCUCGGUGCUGUCGGCCUGGAUGGCAAAUCAUUCUACUACCAGAACCCGUUAAGAACAUUCACCGGCCACAAGAAGGAGCGCAGUACCUGGUUCGAAGUCGCAUGCUGUCCACCGAAUGUGGCAAAGCUGCUGGGACAGCUCGAGUCGCUGAUCUAUUCCUCCUACGAGCAAGAAUCUUUGGUGGCUGUCCAUCUUUGGAUUGCCAGCGAGUUCUCCGUACCGGAAAGUGGAGGAACGUUGGUCUCGCAAACAACGAAUUUACCUUGGUCUGGCGAUAUUCAACUCACCGUUCGAGGGCCGAAGGCCCUGAAGCUUGCCCUAAGAAUUCCCGACUGGGCGGCUUCAAAUUACUCCUGCUCAUUGUCCGGCGGCGAAGUCAAAGAUGGAUACCUCUACCUCGCCGCGGUGGCCAAUACAACCAUCAGCCUGAACUUCCCUCUACAACCACGCAAAGUAUACGCAAAUCCGAAAACGGGCAAGGAUGAGAUCUGUAUCAUGCGCGGGCCCCUGGUCUACUGCAUUGAAGAUGUUGACAAUCCUGGCGUUGAUAUCGAUCAUAUUGCCCUGAUAGCGGACGAUAUUGUGGCUGACGCUCCAGCUGCUACCAUUGCUUCUGUGGAGGAUGUGGUGAGGGUGCAUUCGCCCGGUAAGGAAAUAGUAAAUGCCAAUUGGUCUUCCCUGUAUGGCUCUGAAGAAUGGAAGUAUGGUGACUCGACUAAGCAGUUGACCUUUGUUCCGUAUUUCUUGCGGAUGAAUAGGGGUGGAAACGGUGGGAUGAGGGUUUGGGUGAAAAGGAUACAAUGUUGA
Messenger RNA from Talaromyces atroroseus, 1932 nucleotides. RefSeq lists its product as hypothetical. The transcript has a single exon. Lineage: Eukaryota; Fungi; Ascomycota; Eurotiomycetes; Eurotiales; Trichocomaceae. Gene Ontology annotation, biological process: carbohydrate metabolic process. The coding region runs from base 1 to 1932 and encodes 643 amino acids. The record is from RefSeq and is a predicted model, not a curated record.